Molecule: messenger RNA, 1077 nt
Organism: Closterium sp. NIES-65
Lineage: Eukaryota; Viridiplantae; Streptophyta; Zygnematophyceae; Desmidiales; Closteriaceae
Source: the annotation of a GenBank genome assembly
AUGGUUCUAUGGCCUGAAGCUCUCUCCACUCCACCUUGCUUGCCCAUGCUCGUUCCUCCCUCCCUCCUCUGCAUACCCCAAUCCCCUUCCAACAACCCACACCUUUCCAGCUCUUCCAACCCAUCAAGGCAGUGCGCUACAGUAUGCUCCUCCCCUCGCCCUACCCCAUUUCCCUCCCUCAUUGCAUUCCUCAUUGCCUCUUCCUCCUUCUCUACCCUCCAUUCCACCACCCAAAAUCCCACACCUUUCCACCUCUUCCAGCGCAUCAUGGCAGGGCCCUAUGCAUUCACAAUCUUCCCCACCCCACUCACCUCCUCCCACCCCACUCACCUCCUCCCACCCCACUCACCUCCUCCCAUUCCACUCAUCUCCUCCCACCCCACUCACCUCCUCCCACCCCACUCAUCUCCUUCCACCCCACUCACCUCCUCCCACCCCAAUCACCUCCUCCCACCCCACUCAUCUCCUCCCACCCCACUCACCUCCUCCCACCCCACUCACCUCCUCCCACCCCACUCAUCUCCUCCCACCCCACUCACCUCCUACCACCCCAAUAAUCUCCUCCCACCCCACUCAUCUCCUCCCACCCCACUCACCUCCUCCCACCCCACUCACCUCCUCCCACCCCACUCAUAUCCUCCCACCCCACUCACCUCCUCCGACCCCAAUCAUCUCCUCCCACCCCACUCAUCUCCUCCCACCCCACCCACCUCCUCCCACCCCACUCACCUCCUCCCACCCCACGCACCUCCUCCCACCCCACUCACCUCCUCCCACUCCACUCACCUCCUCCCACGCCACUCACCUCCUCCAGUCCUCCUCCUCUGCCCGCCAUCACCCUCUCGUCUGCUCCCACACCAUACCAGCCAAGCAGCAGCACUAUUGUCAUCGCAUCUCCAGGCAGCAUCCUUCCCUCUCUUCCACAUCACCUACACUGAUGUGCUGUCACCCAGUCCCCCACCUUCUCCCCCGUCCCUAUGGCCCACUCCCGUCCUGUUCGGCCUAUAUAUUUGCCUCCCCACUCUCGCUCCCAAUCUCCCCUCUCCUGCACCUAGCAGUGCCAUGCCCUCGCCAUAA